This is a messenger RNA of Lampris incognitus (smalleye Pacific opah), 4342 nucleotides long. It is a transcript of the gene fkbp15b, whose product is annotated as FKBP prolyl isomerase family member 15b. Gene Ontology annotation, cellular component: growth cone. Gene Ontology annotation, molecular function: peptidyl-prolyl cis-trans isomerase activity. Lineage: Eukaryota; Metazoa; Chordata; Actinopteri; Lampriformes; Lampridae. The coding region runs from base 115 to 3771 and encodes 1218 amino acids. The record is from RefSeq and is a predicted model, not a curated record. The transcript is spliced from 29 exons.
CAGUUAUUGUCAGAGAAACCCAACAAGGCAUAGUGUUAUAACUGAGUCCUUGAUCUCCUUUUUCUUUGAAAUCCUAAAAGCAAAGGAGGAUAACGACGUAAGUCCGAAACAGUCAUGUUCGGCGGUGAAGACGAGGACGGGGAUUUUUUGUCUCCCACUGGAGGUGCCAACCUGGCCUCCUUGUUCGGACUGGACCAAGCAACCAGCCAGGGUAACGAGUCGUUUCAGUACACAGCACCUAAACAGCCCAGAAAGAGCUCCAAUCCAGUAGCGCCUGCCCAGAAACCAGCACCAGCCCCCGGAGCUCCCACAGUGUUAAAUGCCUCAGCAGUCCAGGCUUUCAGAUAUAUUAAUGGACAGUAUGUGAAGCAAGGAAAGCUGGGAGCAGCAGUCUUGGGCAACCACACAACAAAAGAGUAUAAGAUGUUGCUGUACAUGGGCCAGCAGAAACAAGUCACCACUGCCAGGAUUAAUCUGGGCUUUGUUUUCACGGUACAGCUCAACAACUACUGCACUUUUUAUGAUGACCAGCGUCAGAACUGGUCCCUUAUGUUUGAAACAGAGAAAGGUGCGGUCAGCUUCUGCAAAGAGGUGUGUUUGGCAAAAGCGAACAGUGCCCCCUCCUUAGAGUCUGUGGUGGUUCAAGAACUGGGUCUGGGGGAGGGACAAGCAGUGGAGAGCGGAGACUCCCUGGAGGUGGCAUACACAGGCUGGCUCCUGCAGAACCAUGCAAUUGGACAGUUGUUUGACUCCAACCUGAACAAAGACAAGCUGCUGCGGCUGAAACUCGGGGCUGGAAAAGUCAUAAAGGGCUGGGAGGAGGGGAUGCAGGGGAUGAAGAAGGCAGGCCGCCGUCUCAUGGUAAUCCCACCGAGCCUGGCCUACAGCUCCAAGGGAGUGGCCAACCAUAUUCCACCAAACAGCACGCUGGUCUUUGAGGUGGAGCUUCGAAGGGUGAAGUUCGCUCGGGACAGCGGUUCUGAUAAAGCCAGCAGCAGCUCCAGGGACUCUGCCGCCCCUUCCCCAGCUCCCUCCCCUGCCCCAAGCAUGGAGAAUCUGGCCCCAGAGCCUCCAGCUCAAAUAAUUGCCUCGGGCCCAGGCAGACCAGGGGAACCACCGCUUCGUGGAAAGUCAAACUCUCUCAACGAACAGUUAGCAAAUCCAGACGCCACCAAAGCAAAGCUGAUUUCCCGCAUGGCAAAGAUGGGUCAACCCAUGCUGCCUUUCCUCACAGGGGUGGCCAAUCAGCCAGACUCGAGUGACUCUGAAUUGGAGGACACCAGCCUAUCCAGAGCAAAGGAGAGACCUGCUGCUCCAUCUCCUGUGCAGCCCUCCACUGCUGCCCCGGGCCCAGCACAAGUGCUUUCUCAUGCUCACACGGUGCCGCCCUCUGCCUUACUACCUGUUGCUAUGACCACCAUUGCGACACAACCCGGGCUGCCAGGAACCAACCACGCCUUUCAGCCUUACCCCUACACGCAGACAUCCAUGGCUCCCCCUCAGCUGCAGUCUGUGGGCCAGGUGUACUCCGCACAGACGGUACCAUACAUGGGCUCAGGUGAUGUCACUUCCUUCUUGAUGACAGAGGCCCGGCAGCACAACACGGAAAUCAGAUUGGCCGUUGGAAAAGUCGCAGAUAAAGUGGACCAGUUGGCCUCAAAGGUUGACGACCUCCAACGGCAGGGGAGUGUCUCGAUGGGCCUGACGAGUAUGUCAAUGGAAACUUCCAUGAUCAUGCACAACAUUCAAAGAAUCGUACAGGAAAAUGAGUGUUUGAAGAACGAAGUCUUUGAGAAGAGCUCUCGUAUCGAGGAGCAAAACCGUAAGAUCGGGGAGCUCAUUGCACAGAACCAGAGGUACAUGGAGCAGAGCAACCUGCGGCUGGAGCAGAGGAGCGACUCUCUGAAGUCCUCCAGCGAGCAGAUUCAGACACGGCUGCUGAAGGCUGAGCAAGAUAAGGUGCACCUGGCGGAUGAGCUGGCUUCGUCCACUGCGCGGGUGUCUCAGCUGCAGCUGGAGGCCACCUCCCACCAGCAGAGGGCCUUGGAGCUACAGAGUAAACUGGCCUCGGCACUGCAAGACGGCGAGACCCAGGGCACACGCAUCACUACCCUUGAAGUGCAACUGGAAGAGCUGAAGCAGACAGCGGAGUAUGCCCACAGCCAGUACCGCAUCGAGAAACAGAAGCGCAAAGAGAUGGAGCUCCGAGCCAACACUAUGGAGGAGGAAGUGCAGGACCUGAAGACAGAUAAAGAAAGUCUGGAAAGAACCGUGCAGGACAGGAAGAGGAAAUGGCAGGCAGAGCGUCAGAGUCGAGACGAGGAGGUGGAGGAGCUGCGCAGGAGCAGCCAGCAGGAACUGGACAAUGUCCGAGCUCAGCUUCGCAAGGCCAGAACCAUCACUGGCAAUGUUGCAUCUGAACAGCUUUCUCAGCUGCAGGUGGAACUGGAGGAGGAGUGGAAGGGGAAGUGUGAGCAGGCGCUGACCAUGGCCAAGGAACAGCACAGCCGACAGAUGGCUGAGCUGCUGGAACAGAAGGACACUCUGGAGCACAAGCUGACCGUGCUACAAGAAAAGUUCACGGCAUUGAAGCAGUCAAGAGAGUCGGAGGAACAAGCUUCUUUGCAACAGCAAGAACAGAAUCAGGAACUGUCUGUCCUACAGGAAAAGUACGCAGCCUUGGAGAAGCAGUCGGCAGCUGUGAAAGAGAAGCUGGAAGGUCAAGUGUCCGAACUGGAACGGAAUCUGGCAGAGCAGUGCCCAGGAGACAUUGCAGGAGAGGUGAAGCGUGUGAUGAAUGGGGUCUUCCAUUCUCUGCGAGGGGAGUUUGACCUUAAUGAGUACUAUACUGGCCAGGCUGUACUGGGGGCGAUUGUCAGCACCAUUAAGAAUGUCACUCUUCAGCUGCUGAAAGGCCGAGAAAGACCCUCAGUGCAGCAGAGCAAGACAGAGGAGCAGGAGGAGGAGGAGGAGGAUGAAGAAAGUGAUGUAAAAGAGAGAGAGGAGAGACCGACACCGACUGUGCAUGUGAAUGGAGAGAAGAAAGAGGAAGUGGAGGAACAGCCAGCAGGAUCAGAGCCUUGUAAACCAAGAGAUGCCUGGACAGAUGUACAUUGCAAAGAUGUGCAGGACAAAGCCAAACAGGAAGUGGCCACGGUAAAAGAGAAGCCACUCAUAGUGGAGUCAAUGACACACAGUCAGUCAGAAUCCACUACACAGUCCCGUCCACUUCCCACCACGCAGUCAGAACCACAGGGCUUAGCAGGAACAGACUUGAAGGGGGAACAGGAACAGAAAGCGUGUUCUGUUACGGAAACGUCUGGACAGCAGCAGGGGGAACACAGCUCUGAGUCCUCAGAGCCGGCUAACGGUCAGCCAGAGGAGAGUUCGUCCUUGGCGGCAGGACAGGAAAUCCAGUCAGAGGCUAACACUGCAGCUAGCUCAGUGGUAGACAAGGAGAGCAAGGACACCAAGGAACCCUUGGAUGAGACGAACAUGAAAACUCGUGAAUUCACUGGGCCCCCGACCAACCCCCCACCCCCACCAAACUCACUGCCACAUAGCACAGGCGAAGUCACAUGUGUGACUGAGGGGGUAGUUGAGGAAAAUGGAGAGGAGCCAUUUUUCCAGAGCACAACUCUGACCAAAGCUCCACCACUGCCUACUGAGGAGGAGGAGGAGGAUGAGCUGAGCUUGAAGGGGCAUCCUCCCCCUGCCCCUCUGUUCGGUGAAGAUGAUGAUGAUGAAGAUGACCUGGACUGGCUGAGCUGAGAAGCAACGACAAUGAUAAAAAGCUAAAGUCUUAAUUUUCAGCAAGGCGGAGCCCCUCUUCCAAGAUGAGACAGAAAGGGUGUAUGGCGUAGCGUAUACUAGCAGUCUGUGGCGUCGCUGUCUUUUCCCUACUCAAGACCCACGACAAGGCUUUCCUGAUGGACUGCGUCUGACAGGCAGUCACAGACCCUAGCUGUGCACACUCAAUUGACAUUCUGACCUAAAAGUACCACUGUGUGGAGGAGGACCUUCGAAAUCACAAAAUGAAAUUGGCCACAGUAAACCUGUUGCCCCCAGUGGUAUCAAAAUCCUGCAUUUUUUCAACUUUUAAUUUUGUGAUUUUUUUUCCUGGCCUCACAAAAUCUGAAUUUAUCAUACCGGUUUUCAAACAAUACUGUACCAGAUUAUGUUUAGCCUAUUGAUUCACAUGCCCUCCCUUUUUUGCCAUUAGGGUAAAAAUAAAGUGUUUUUUUUGUGUUGCUAAUGUUUAGCUUGCUGCUUAGAAAACAUGACUUUUACACAAUUUUGCUAAUUGCGUCUCAUUCUGGAAAAUAAAUGACUUUUAUCCUUA